Molecule: messenger RNA, 1676 nt
Organism: Pseudomyrmex gracilis
Lineage: Eukaryota; Metazoa; Arthropoda; Insecta; Hymenoptera; Formicidae
Product: F-box/WD repeat-containing protein 4
Exons: 7
Coding region: 212-1510 (432 amino acids)
Biological process (GO): SCF-dependent proteasomal ubiquitin-dependent protein catabolic process
Cellular component (GO): SCF ubiquitin ligase complex
Molecular function (GO): protein binding
Source: RefSeq, a predicted model, not a curated record
UUUUUCAGUAUUGCCAGUAAUAACCGAACAGGGCCCUUAUCUUCUUGCUUAGGUUACACAACCUCAACGGCUCAACAUCUAAUAAAUCCUGCGUCGUGUUGAUUGAAUGUUCAGAAUUAUAUAAAUGCGAGAGAGAUUUUAAACAGAAGACUUUCUUAUUACUAUAUAAUCUUUCCGAUAAAAGUGUAACAUAUAGUGCAUUAUAACAACAAUGAAUACUUUGCGUUUGGACAUGUUACCUACCGAGAUAUUAGUAAUCAUUUUUGAUUACUGCGACGUGUGCGAUUUUACACAACUUGACCAAGUGUGUAAACGAUUUCAUCAGAUCAUACGCAGCAAUGUGGUCUGGAAACAACACUAUAAAAGGUUUCUCGUCACGAAUCAAGUAUCGGAACAGUUUCGUCAAAGAUGCAAUCUGCUUUUACCAUCGUAUUCUAAAUAUUUCAUAUCGCAAAAUUGGAUACGAGGAGGCUAUCAGCAGCGUAUAUUACGAGGACAACGAGACAAGUUGAUGCCAUGGCUGCAGUUAACAAGCAAUAAGCUCUGGUGGAGUGGUGGAAAUAUGAUCUUUGGUUUUGACAGACAAAAAAAGACUCACCAAAAAACUACUUUUUCUUUUGAUAAAACUUAUCCAGGAAAUUAUGAUCACGAUAUAUGGAGAUUUAUUCUUUGGGGAGAUUACAUUGUGACUGGUCACAACAACGGCAGGAUAAUGUGGCAAACAAAAUCACCAUUUAAAAAUAGAUACAACGGAUGUAAUGAAUGUAUAAAAAAGAAAGAACUGAUUCUUUACAAUAAUUCAAUUUCGGCACUUGAAACUACAUCAAACAUUAUUUUCUCAGCUGCUGGUUCUGAAUAUACUAUAAUAAGAGUAGAAAACAGCCUAGAUAUAGAUUCAAUUAAUAAUGAUAACAUAGUCCGAAAAGAGAUUCCUGGAUGCAGAAUACGGUCACUCGCUAUUCAUCCUUUAGGAAAAAUAUUGAGUGUUGUAUCCGAAGAGUUAGACAGGAUACUUCACAUUGAUCUAGAACAUGAUGUUGAAAGAGAGGAAAUUGGUCCUUCUCAGAACACUGAAAUAAUGGACACUUUAUGGGAAGAUACCAAUACUUUACUUACUUGCGGCUUCCGUCAAAUACAAAAAUGGGACUUGAGAGUAAGGGAUUUUGUGAGCACAUGGCACGAUCCAACCGAUGCGGGGACAUAUUGCAUUUCUUCCGAUCAUCACAAUACGAUGAUUACAGGAGCACAGUAUCAUUCUAAGGCAGUUUUAUGGGAUCAAAGGAUGCCUACCUUCGUUCAGAUGUAUUUUAUGCAAGCACCAUUUGCAAAACAAUUUGAUAUGAAUAGUCCGAUAUAUUCUCUGCGAUUUGAUAGCACAUGGUUAUAUUGCGCCACGGACCGUUUCCUGUACGAAUUAGAUUUCUCUAAACAUGGAUGUCCAGUACGUGAUUACAAAUCAAUUCCAUUAUGGAAUCAGACUCGGGUAAUACAUUACAGUGCAAUCUUAUAACCAUAGCGAUGUUUGAACUAUGAAACACGUUACAGUAUAAAGAAACAGAAUGAACAAGUGCAAUAUUGUUCAUACAUAAGUGUAUUUAGUUAUAAAACGAAGUUUCCUCCGAUACUGUAAUUUUUGCAAGUUUAUUUUUAAUGUACAAAUAAAGAUAAAUUUAUAA